Molecule: messenger RNA, 2874 nt
Organism: Orussus abietinus
Lineage: Eukaryota; Metazoa; Arthropoda; Insecta; Hymenoptera; Orussidae
Gene: Naa35
Product: N-alpha-acetyltransferase 35, NatC auxiliary subunit
Exons: 10
Coding region: 89-2278 (729 amino acids)
Biological process (GO): N-terminal peptidyl-methionine acetylation
Cellular component (GO): NatC complex
Source: RefSeq, a predicted model, not a curated record
UCUAGGCGGCAGCGAUUCGUCGAUUAUGACGAAUCUCAAGGCAUGGACCUCUGCUCUUACUCUAUGCCUGAACUGACAGCCUACAAAAAUGGCGAGUUCGGUCGAGGAAGAAAGUUUACUUGAUUUAAACAAUGAAGAAGAAUCCCAAUUUUAUCACGUCACUUGUAAUUGGGUGGACAUUACAAAUGAAUUUUUCGAGGCUAUCACAGGACUGGAAUUGGGUGAAUUAUUACACGAUGAACUAUUUGGAUUAUUUGAAGCCAUGUCUGCGAUCGAGAUGAUGGAUCCCAAAAUGGAUGCAGGGAUGCUUUGUAAUCGGGGAAAUAAUAAGCCAUAUACAUUUACCCAAGCUGUAGAUUCUGGUGCUAUCAAGUUGGACAAUUUAACUCCUUCCGAGAUAAUAGGAAUCAUAGAUUCAACGUAUUCCUGUAUAGUAUCGUGGUUGGAAGGGCAUAGCUUAGCGCAAACAGUUUUUACAAACUUAUAUCUGCACCAGCCAGGACAGAUAUUAGACAAAACUCUAAAAACGUUUUGCUAUGCUGUUUACAAAAUAAUUGAGAUUAUUAAAGAUUGUAUUAAUAAAGCAUCAGUUUUUGAGGAAGAGGAUUUCCAAAGUGUUACUUAUGGGUAUCGAUUGCAACAAGAUAUUACUGAACAAAAAACUGUUUCUAUGUUGAGAGAGGUGGAAGAAGAAUUACAUAGAAAAAGUCGAAUAAAACCGGUCGACGACGAAACCGAAAGAGAGUACAAUGAUGGACUAGCGUUAUAUGCAAGGAUAAGAUUUACAAAAAUGUUUUAUCAAACAUUAUCUUUAAUGGGAAGGAAAGAACAGGUGCAACAGAAUUUGGCGGAUUGGCAGAGACUGCUUUCAAAUUGCAUCGACAUGAUCCAAGUCAUGAUUAAGACUAUUCAUCGAGGUGCCAAAGCUGAUGAAAUAUCUAAUCAUCCAAAUGUCAUGGGAUUUGAUCCAAUGGUGAAUCAGAGGUUAUUACCACCAACCUUUCCAAGGUAUACUAAAAUAAAGCCAAGGAUUGAAGCUUUAGAAUAUUUGGAAGAGUUGCUAAAUCGUUUUAAAACAGUCAUCAAAAUUACUGGAUAUUCAAGUUUUCAUGCAGCACUGGAUUUUUUCUUAGAAUUCUCUCGUCAAAGCCCUUGUAUACUAUCUAGGUCUAUGCUGCAAAUAGUAUACUUGCCGACAACUAACCGCGUAUUUGGUACACAAAAUUUUGCCGAUGUUCUAAGGGAUGCAGCGAGAAAUUUCAUUGCACCACCUUCUUUGAUGCCAAAAAGUACUUUACUUCAAAAUCAUCAAGCCAAGGAGUACGUUGAUAAUUUUUUGAGUCAUUGUGUCAGUAUAUUUGGCAGUUUAUUACAACUUACUGGGCAUAACCGAGCAAGGCAAAGAGACAAAUUAGCUCACUUGUUGGAGGAGUUUGCUGCAUUGCAGGAUGAGGCAGAACGAGUGGACGGAUACUUACAUACAUUAUCUUUAAAAUCUGAUGCACCGAGAUCUCAUCUAGUUUGUUUUGGAACAUGGAUAUUAUAUCACACUCUACGUGUUAUGGUUCUAUAUUUGUUAAGUGGUUUUGAACUGGAGUUGUACUCGGUUCAUGAAUAUCAUUAUAUAUUUUGGUAUCUGUAUGAAUUCUUGUAUGGCUGGCUGGUAUCAGCUAUUACAAGAGCUGAUUCCUUUUUGAUAGAACAAGAUAUUCAUAAUGAUGCGCAUAAAGGGAGAGGCGGUAAAAAGAGCGCAAAAAAUAAGAAAAAGAAAUCAGCAUCGAGACCGUAUAAUGCAGAAAUAUUACGAUAUCAAGCUAUGCAGAACAUCUGUGGCGGUUAUUAUAAAGCUCUAAUUGGUUUUUGUAUGGAUAAAAAAAUACCCUUCCCUGAAACUCAAUUUGACUCUGAACGAGUGAGGUACGAACACAGGCUAUUGCCAUUCUUUUCUCUUCCAACGCCUCCCCCAGUUCCGUACCAUGAAUUUAAGGACAUGACGAAUAAUCAAAUGCAUAAAAGAAAUGAGAAAGUUGCAAGUGAAAUGCAAUAUUUAGCAGGUUGUCGUCAUUUUCAUCAAGCAAGAAAUAUGUUAGAGCGUGCAUUGUCACAUUACCCACCAAAUUCAAAUACCGUCAAUGAGAUUAACGAUUUAUUAAAAGUUUCAAAGACUAAUUUUAUUGUUUUAAAGCUCUUAGCUGGCGGACAUAAGAAAGAAUCCAAAGAACCACCGGUGUUCGACUUUUCAUGCCAUCAACAUUUCCCAUUAAUAAAAUUGACAUAAACUUUCUAGUCUUUAAUAGCUUAUCUUUUGCAAAGCGAUUGGUAUAUUAUUUAUUUUGGUGUAAAUCUUGCGUCAAAUAAUUUCAAUUGUUCAAGAGUACACGUUCUGGAAUAGUAAAAGAAGAAUAUGAUUUCCAGCGUUCGUAAAGUUUUCUUUUUUUUUUUACUUAAGCAAGUGACUAUUAAAUAGACGCAAAUAAUAUGUUGGUCGUAAUUUUUGUACAGUUUCGAAAUGAGUCCGUUAUGGAAUUUUUUCGCGAUAUGAAGAACAAAUUUUGUUUCUAUAUUUUAACAACGAAGCUUGUUCUAUAGAUGGGCUUAUGCGUUUUAUUAUCUUGCUAAACAUGUGAGCACACGUACGAAAUCUGCACAUCCUAGAAUAUAUAAAGAUAAUCUCGUUCCAAACAUAAUGUAAAUUAAACCCCGACGGGCGUGAUGUUAUACUAAAAAAUUUGUGGAAGUUAGUGUGUUAGCAUACGUUGUUACAAAUGGCACAUUUUCUGAGACUCGCGAAGAGAUCUCACAAUGUACGCAGUUGUUGCAUUGUGUAUUUUCCAGAUGUAAAAUAAAUCUCGGAUAAGUUCUCGAAAACGAUAA